ACGUCGUCGUCACCCCAACAUGUGUUGAUGCUUGUAACUGUACAUGUGACCUAGUAACUAAAUAACCUUUGACCUUUGUGUUUACUUUUUUCUUUCAGCCACGGCUUGAAGUCAUGUGGGCGAUGAAGGCCUACAACCACGCAGAAGUUUACUUCAAUCUCAUUUCAUCCGUCGAUCCGAGGUUCCUGAAACUGACGAAACUGGACGACAAAAUCUACUCGGCCUUCAAGGAAACGUUUAAAGACCUCGACAUAAAGCUGCUGAAAGCAGACGACCUGAAAUCUGACAAGGCCAAAGAGAUAUGGCGUCCGUUCUGUAACCAGUUUGAAGGACUCGUCGAAGACUUCAACUACGGCACUCUGCUCCGUCUGGACUGUGAGAAAGACUACACAGAAGAGAACACUAUAUUUGCCACCAGAGUUCAGUUCUUCGCCGUUGAAAUCGCCCGCAACAGAGAAGGCUACAACAACACCGUGUUCACGUCCAAAUGUUCCAAGAGCUAGUCUCAAAGUAAUGAAGCCAUCCAACAAUGCUGCGUACCACCACCGUGGCGAUGGACUGACACACUCUCCGUCUCCUGAGGGGGCAGCCUGUUAUCUACUUGCAACACCUUUUCUGAAAAUAUCCAUCAGUGGUUUUUUUGUUGUUUAAUACUGACGUCUUAUAAAAACUCGAUCCUGUCUUUGGUGCUGUUUCAGCACUGUUCUGCAUUUUGUAUUUACUGUAAAGUUUUAUUGUGCCAAUCAUAAAUGGAUGUUUAUUUUGUAACACUGAAGUUGCAUUUGUUUGCCUGUAACUGAGGAAACCAUUAAUAAAAACCCAGAUGCAUUUUA
This is a messenger RNA of Epinephelus moara (kelp grouper), 833 nucleotides long. RefSeq names its product polysaccharide biosynthesis domain containing 1 (gene pbdc1). The coding region runs from base 114 to 503 and encodes 129 amino acids. Gene Ontology annotation, cellular component: cytoplasm. The record is from RefSeq and is a predicted model, not a curated record. Lineage: Eukaryota; Metazoa; Chordata; Actinopteri; Perciformes; Serranidae. The transcript is spliced from 4 exons.